Protopterus annectens (West African lungfish) is the source of this 6128-nucleotide messenger RNA. It is a transcript of the gene VWA8, whose product is annotated as von Willebrand factor A domain containing 8. Bases 76 to 5778 code for a protein of 1900 amino acids. The transcript is spliced from 45 exons. Gene Ontology annotation, molecular function: ATP binding; ATP hydrolysis activity. Gene Ontology annotation, cellular component: cytoplasm. The record is from RefSeq and is a predicted model, not a curated record. Lineage: Eukaryota; Metazoa; Chordata; Ceratodontiformes; Protopteridae.
CGUCCCCGCCACAUAAUACUGAGAUAACCGGCACUGUGUUAAGAAAGUUAUAAAGUUUAACAGUAUCUCAGUAUUAUGCAGUCACUAAUUCUUCUUCACACCACCGGUGGUAGGGUUGCAGCAAUAGCUGCAAAACGGAUUAGAACCAUUUUGAACCCUGUUUUUUUAGGAAAACAUGGAAAGUCCUGGAACAUUCAUGAGGUCAAACUACUAAAGACCACUGCAGGUGAUACUAUAAGUAUAGGAGAUGUUUCAUUUACUUUGAAGAAGCCAAAGAAUCCCGAACUUGUUCCAUGUGGUCACACUUCUGAUGCAUCAGCACAAUCCAUAAUAAAACAUUUGCGGUGGAUCAUGCAAAAGGAUCUUCUCGGACAGGAUAUGUUUUUAAUAGGACCUCCAGGUCCUCUUCGUCGGUCAAUUGCCAUGCAGUAUUUGGAGCUAACCAAGAGGGAAGUGGAAUAUGUUGCUCUGUCCAGAGACACAACUGAAACAGACCUCAAGCAGAGGCGAGAGAUCCGAGCAGGCACUGCUUUUUAUAUCGAUCAGUGUGCAGUUCGUGCAGCUACAGAAGGCAGAGUUCUGGUGCUUGAAGGACUAGAAAAAGCUGAGCGCAAUGUGCUGCCUGUUCUGAACAAUUUGCUGGAGAACAGGGAGAUGCAGCUUGAGGAUGGUCGUUUUUUAAUGGCUGCAGAUCGGUAUGACAAAUUACUGAAGGAACAUGCAAAGGAAGAGCUGGAUGCCUGGAAGAUAGUCCGUGUUAGUGAAGAUUUCCGAGUAAUAGCUUUGGGCCUGCCAGUUCCUAAGUAUACAGGCAAUCCGUUGGAUCCUCCUCUUCGAUCUCGGUUUCAGGCCAGAGAUGUUUAUUAUGUACCUUUUAAGGACCAGCUACAGCUGUUGUAUUCUUUUGGACCCCGCAUUCCAGCUGAAAGAAUUACACAGCUUCUGUCUUUUUCUACAACCCUUUGCUCCCAGGAGUCCACCACCUUAGGUUUGCCUGACUUCCCUUUAGAUAAUCUGCAAGCUGCAGUGAAAAUUCUGGAUUCCUGUCCUGUGAUGUCUACAAAGGAUGUGAUGCAUCGGUUAUACCCAUAUAAUGUGUUCUUGGGAAAAGAAGGCAAGACAGCUGUGGAAGAUGCAUUGACAAGGUUUGAGCUACAGGAUUCUGGUAGCAUGCCCACACCUAGAGGAAUUUUAAAGGUGCAAGAGGCGAAGGAUGGUGAAAAUCAAAAGGCUGUGGUCACUGUUCAGGUUGAGGACAAAGAGACAACUUUUCAGGUUCCAGCUGGCACAAAUCCUGUACGCCUUCAUUCUGAUUCUCCAAAUUUUAUCAGGACGCCAAGUCAUGAACAACUUUUGGCACAAAUGAUGCAGUCUCACAUGGUUAUGGAUUUGUGCCUAAUAGGUGCAAAAGGCUGUGGAAAAACUGUCAUUACCAAGGAAUUUGCCAACAUAUUAGGAUACAAUAUAGAACCUAUUAUGCUGUACCAGGAUAUGACUGCUCGAGACCUUCUUCAACAAAGAUACACUCUACCCACUGGAGAUACAGCGUGGAGACCAUCCCCAUUGGUCACUGCCUCCCUGGAAGGAAAACUUGUUGUCCUGGAUGGUAUUCAUCGUGUUAACCCUGGAACCUUAGCUGUUCUUCAGAGACUAAUCCAUGACCGGGAACUGACCCUCUAUGAUGGGACAAGGUUACUGAGAGCAGACAAGUAUCAGAGAUUGAAAGAAGAACUUCAGCUUUCUGACCAAGAGCUUCAAAAAAGGUCCAUUCUCCCUAUCCAUCCUUCCUUCAGAAUCAUAGCCUUGGCUGAACCUCCAGUUGUGGGAAGCAGUACCCAACAAUGGCUGAGUCCAGAACUGUUGACUAUGUUCCUUUUCCACAUCCUUAAGCCUUUUUCCAUAAGAGAAGAAGUCCAGGUUGUAAAAGGAUUGGUGUCCCACAUACCACAGGAUGCAGUUGACCAGUUAUUAAAAUUUACUCAUAAGCUGCGAAACACAAAUGACCCUACAGCACAGUCCCUAGCCUCAUCACUGUCCACACGUCAGUUGUUGCGUAUUUGUCGGCGUCAUUCUCAUUAUCCAGAUGAGAACCUUCAUCAUGCCAUCAAUAAAGCUUCUCUUUCCAGGUUCUUACCAAGUCUUGCUAGAUCUGCUCUAGAGAAGAAUAUGCGUGAUUCUGGAAUUGAAGCAGCGAGUGAAGCCCAAGAAGAAAAUGAUUACACUUGUGAACUAAAAUCGGGCAUACUGAGAAUUGGGAAGAUUUCUGCAGAAGUCUCUAGUUCUGAUCAGAAGAUGAAAGUUCCUGAUGUCCUGUUUUAUGAUAAUACACAGCACUUGAUGGUGAUGGAGGACAUGCUUAAGGAUUUCCUGCUGGGAGAACACUUGCUGCUGGUUGGUAAUCAGGGAGUGGGGAAGAACAAGAUCGUUGAUAGGUUUCUACAUCUGUUAAACAAACCCAGAGAAUACCUUCAGCUUCACAGGGACACUACCGUACAGAGCCUAACAUUGCAGCCUUCUGUUCAGGAUGGCAUUAUUGUGUAUGAAGAUUCACCACUGGUAAAGGCUGUAAAGAUGGGACACAUAUUAGUCAUAGAUGAAGCAGACAAAGCUCCAACCAAUGUCACAUGCAUUCUGAAAACACUAGUAGAAAGUGGAGAGAUGAUUCUAUCUGAUGGUAGAAAAAUUGUUGCCAAUCCAUCCAGUGCAGAGGGAAGGCCAAAUGUAAUGGUAAUUCAUCCUGAUUUUAGGAUGAUUGUUCUGGCAAACAGGCCUGGAUUUCCUUUCUUAGGCAAUGAUUUCUUUGGAGCUUUAGGUGAUAUCUUCAGCUGCCAUGCAGUUGAUAACCCAAAGCCAGAGUCUGAACUCUCUAUGUUACGGCAGUACGGACCUGAUGUUCCAGAGCCCAUCCUUCAAAAACUGGUAGCAACCUUUGGAGAACUAAGAAACAUGGCUGACCAGGGAGCAAUCACAUACCCAUAUUCAACAAGAGAAGUUGUAAACAUUGUGAAACAUCUCCAGAAAUUCCCAAAUGAAGGCCUUGCAAGUGUGGUACAGAAUGUGUUUGACUUUGAUUCCUACAACAAAGAUAUUCGUGAAACUCUUUUGAGCACGUUACACAAACACGGGAUCCCAGUUGGAGCUAAACCGACCAAUGUACAGUUAGCAAAGGAGUUACCAUUACCAGACUGUAAGUUUAUUGGAUACUGGACUAUUGGAGAGAGAGAAAAUAUGAAACAAAAGAUAUUGUGUCCCACAGAAAAUCGGCAGAUAAAAAUAAAGGGUCCUGUGCAUUUACAUAUUCAGGAGUAUCCAUUACAAAGGAAUGAAGCUCGGUCUCUCAGUUUUACUGAAGAACUUGCCAACUGGAAAAUACCAAUGAACGAAGUUAAUGUUAUUUCAGAUGUCACUGUAUCUAAAGGUGAUGCUGCCGACACUCUCAUUGUAACAACCUGCAAUCCUGUCACCAUGUACUUCAUGGCUGUGCCAGGAAACAGUAUAUACGUCAUGGAUCUGUAUGAUGUUUUCCCUCGGACAGUCGGUGGUAUUUGGCAACCGCUAGUCACUGUGGCACCUCUUGGAGGUCCUCUCAGUGGUCAGGUGAUCUUGCAUGAAGAGCAGAGUAAUGUGGUGCUAUUACUGAAUCUGAACUCGGGUGCUGUUCAUCGAAUCUUGUUGUCUCAAGAAAGUCAAGAAGCCCCUAAAAAGUCUUCUUGGUGGGGAAACAAAGAAAGCCAGGAAAGCUACAAAAUGUGUAGAGAAUUUGCACACAAAAACUGGCUUGUUUUCUACAGAGAAGGCGGGAAACACUUGGAUAUCUUGGAUGUUCUGGAAGGACGUGUUCACACCAUCUCUUUGCCCAUCAGUCUACAUUCCCUUUUUCUAGUCACGGAAGACAGGUGGCUGCUGGUGGAAAACAAGACCAGACAAAAGUUCUUGCUGACUAAGCCCUCAGGCAUGCCACAUUCUGACGUUUGCCAGCUGUACAGGGUUAAUGAGGAGCCAGCCAGUGCCGGAUUUGGAUUAACAACAGGCUCUGAAAUGUCUGUACCACAUGUGGUAUCAAGAGAUCAGUUGCCAUCAGAAAAUCUGAGCGCAGCUCUCGGUCAGAAGAUUGUGUCUCCAAACAGAGUGUUAAGUGAUGCAAAUAAUUAUGCUGGCAUCAUUGUUGGUUUCCCAGAUCUUAUGUCACCCUCUGAGAUGUACACGUGGAAGAGGAGCUUCCCACUGAACAGCAAUAAUGUUUCCAGUGCAGAUCUGUUUUCCUAUGGAGGCCGGAAGACUGGAGCAGCAAAAAUACCAAACUGCAUUAUCUUAGUGGAUGCCAACCAGGUUGUUCGUGCUGUAGAUGGCCGUGAUGUGCCCUUGAAAGAAAUUUACUCAAAAGAUGUUACACCUCCUCAUAGUGCUGGAUAUUUGGAAGUGACAGACCUAAAUUCCAAAAAAGUCAAGUAUAUUCCAGUUCCAAGGCCAUCAAUGCUGUCACCAUAUACCUCUUGGUUGUCUAAAAUCUCAGACACAGAUUUUCUGGUAGCACCUAUGGGCAGUGGUAGUGUUGUGACUGUCGAUUUUGGAGGCUGCAUAAGGCUUUGGGAAACAGGGCUGUCUAACCUGCAGCGUUCUCUGUUUGAAUGGAGGAACAUGAUUGGACAAGAUGAAGGGAAGCCUGUUCAGAUAACAAUUGAGCGAGAGAGUGGUUUGGAUGUAAGUGGCCCUAAACAUGGAAAGACUGAUUUUGAUAAUAUGCCUCAUGUUGGUGGAAACAUGUGGGCUGGAGGAACAGGUGGCAGAGACACAGCUGGUCUUGGUGGAAUGGGCGGACCCUAUCGUUUGGAUUCUGGGCAUACAGUAUACCAGGUUUCUCAAGUAGAGAAGGAUGCAGUUCCGGAGGAAGUGAAGAGAGCUGCAAGAGCAAUGGCAGAAAAGGCUUUCAAAGAGAGGCUGAAGGAGAUCCAGAUGAGUGAAUAUGAUGCAGAAGCAUACGAAAGAUUCUUGGCUGCUGUUCGGUACCAGGUGCAGUCUCUGAGAGUCAUCUUAGACAGCCUGCAGGCAAAAGGUAAGGAGAGACAGUGGCUGAGACAUCAAGCUAUUGGAGAGUUAGAUGAUGCCAAAAUAAUCGAUGGACUGACAGGAGAAAAGGCAAUCUAUAAAAGGCGAGGAGAACAUGAACCUGAGCUUGGUAGCCCUCAAGAGAAGCCUAAGCGGCUCAGGUUGGUAGUGGAUGUAUCUGGUAGUAUGUACCGUUUCAAUGGUGUUGAUGGACGGUUGGAACGCUCCAUGGAGGCUGUAUGCAUGGUCAUGGAAGCUUUUGAAAAUUAUGAGCAUAAGUUUAAGUAUGAUAUUGUUGGUCACUCUGGAGAUGGAUUCAACAUAGAGCUGGUCCGAAGUGACAAGAUCCCCAAGAACAACAAACAAAGAUUAGAGAUUUUGAAGGUAAUGCAUGCACAUUCUCAAUUCUGUAUGAGUGGAGAUCACACAUUGGAAGGAACUGAUCAUGCUAUUAAAGAAAUUGCCAAAGAAGAAGCAGACGAGUACUUUGUCAUAGUGCUGAGUGAUGCCAAUCUUGAGCGAUACGGUAUUCCUCCUGAAAGGUUUGCAGAAACCUUGACGAGUGAUCCACAAGUUAAUGCUUUUGCUAUCUUCAUUGGUUCUUUAGGUGACCAAGCCAUGAGGCUUCAGCGGACAUUACCAGCUGGGCGGUCCUUUGUUGCCAUGGACACCAAGCAAAUCCCACAGAUUCUGCAGCAGAUAUUCACUUCUACAAUGUUGUCAAAACUUUAAGGAUAACUGCAAGAGCAUAUACAGAAACAUACUUCUCAAAUGUCCAGAUUUUUGCCUCACAUUUUUAGUCUGGUCUUUUGUGGCAAAUCAGAUAACUUAAGUCACUAAAUAAUGACAUACAUUUGAGUUUCAGACUUCAUAGCCGUCAGAAAAUGCAUGAUAAUGCAAAACCAAUUAUUUUAGCAACUUUCUAAGUUUGUAAGAGCAAUAUUGUCCCUGAUUUUGUGCCUUUGUAUUUAAAACUUGUUCCUGAUUUGUCUUCCCGUUAUUUUUAGCUUUGUCCAGAUUUCUUGCACUUAAAGGUUUAGAGGUGUGCAGAACAAUAAACAUGAUCAGCUAUUAGCAGAAAA